This is a messenger RNA of Aspergillus saccharolyticus JOP 1030-1, 902 nucleotides long. RefSeq lists its product as uncharacterized. The transcript has a single exon. The record is from RefSeq and is a predicted model, not a curated record. Lineage: Eukaryota; Fungi; Ascomycota; Eurotiomycetes; Eurotiales; Aspergillaceae. Bases 127 to 837 code for a protein of 236 amino acids.
CAGACAUACUUACAGCUCAACCAUUAAGCCACCAACCACUAAAUUCCUCACUACGUAUCAGGGCAGUCUUUAGAGACUAUCCCACUCGACACAUACCCCUGUGUCAUACCCUCACAACGCGCAGCGAUGGGCCACACCAACCGCCCGGCAGCCGCGCACACCAAGCAGGCCCAGCAUCAACGUCUCCCGCAGCAUCGCCAGCAGCAGCAGCAGCACGCCCAGCCCCGCGGCCUGCGGAUUGCUGCACAUGGUCAUCCCCCGACCCAUCACGCUGCGAGUGCACGUUCGCAUCCAGCGGCGCAUCCCCAUCCGGUAGCUCACUCGGCUCACCCUCCCCAACAACACCAUUCUGUCGCCCACCAUGCCGCUCCGCACCCGCAGCGCACUCCCCACAUCACGCACACCAGCCAGCCCCACAGCCGAGCCCCCGCAAUAGCCGGCGCAGCAGCAGCAGGCGCCGCAGCCGGGGUCGGAGGCACGGUGAUCUACGAGCAAUGGAACCAAAACACCGAGCAGAUCGAGCUACAAGAUAACAACAACUAUCCCCGAGACUCGGCACAAUACGACCGGAACGACGGGGACUGGUCUGGCGAUGACGAUGAUAAUCGUGGAUACGUGGACACCAAUGAUAUGGCCUAUGGCGAUGAUGCGCAGCAGACAGGGUAUCAAGCGCCCGAGCCCCCGAGGAUGGAGAAGAAUGACGAUGGGGAUGGGUGCUGUGGGGACUGCGAUGGGUGUUGCGAUGGGUGCUGCGAUGGAUGCUGCGAUGGGUGUUGUGGGGGAUGCUGUGGGGGUAGCGAUAACAAGCGGGAUGAUGAUGGAUGUUGUUGCUGUUGAUCUAAUGGGUUAGGGCUGGGAAUGGUCAUAGGGUAUUUAAUGUCUAGUAUGUGAUUGUAAAGCUG